AGGGCCCUAUGGUCGACUGUGUGAGAAUCCCUGGAUCCGAAAUUCAGAAAUACGGAGAGAAAAAGCAGGGUAGCCACCACCAGCGACAAUGGAGGGAGAGGAGUCGAGUGAAGCUUCAGAGGCAGUGAUCGAAACCCUAAGAACCAGGGGUUGGAGUAUAGGGGACAUCGACCAAGUAAAAGCCUUAAUCUUUAUACAAUCAGCUCUUUCAGAUGAUCAGGAAACGUCUGCAGUGGCGGAUUCCGUUGAAUCAGAGUUGCUCAACAUGGACCUUAAAUCCAUCGGAGCAAAGUCCCUACCCGACUCCAAUCUCAUUCGUAAAACCUCUCAUCUACUAGGCCCCAAAGUUCUUCAGAUAUCUUCUGUGCGAGACAUAUCUAUAAGUAGCAUAGAGGGAUUUUCAGAUUCCGGUCACCGGCGCCUUCUAAGAUUGAGACUCACUGAUGGGCACAACGAGAUAACAGCGAUAGAGUACUCUCAUAUACCGUCUAUUCCUAAUGAUGUUGUUCCUGGUACUAAGGUUCGACUGGAAAAUAAAACUCCUAUACAUAGUGGUAUACUAUGCUUGAACCCUAAAGAUAUAACUGUAAUAGGAGGUGUUGUUCCAUCACUUUAUGAAGAAUGGCAACUGAACCAAAAAUAUUCUGGUUUCUCCCGUUCAUUGAUGAGAUUAUCAGAGGAAACUGAUAGCGGUGGUCCUCCUCCAUUUGAGAAGUUGCAAAUUGUGGCACCAUUUCAUCGGUCUUCUAAGCAAGGCAAACCUGCUGUGCUUCAAUCAAGCAAUGUUCAAAAUCAAGCUACUGCUCAAAAACAUCUACAGAGUACAAGUCACCCAAAUCAGUAUUCUAGAGCACAAAAAUAUAGGGGGAAGGAUAAAGAAGAAGAGCCACAGGUUCUCAUUCUUGACAAAAAAAUUGAUUACUCUGAGUCUACAUCUAAGAGCAGUGUGCCUACCACUGUGGAAACAGCUGGAAAUACUGAAAUUAGGUUGAUAGAUGCACAGCAGAAUGCAGAUUACCUUGAUGAUAAGGUGACAGCUGCUUCCCUUGCACAAAGUAUUGAACAGAAGCCAAGUAACUCUGAAACGAGACUGAAGGAAGUAGCUGAAUCUGUUCCUGUACAAAAUCAAGCUGCGGCCCUUAAACUCCUCCAGAAAAUGAGUAGCUCAAAUCAAGGGCAUAGGCAUUCUAGAGGUCGGAAACAUAAAGGGAAGGGUAAACAAGAGGAGCAUCAGGUUUACACUCUAGAUGAAUGGGAAAACAGGAAAGUUGGGGCGGAUCCUACAUUGAAAAAUAACCUUCCAGAUGCCAGUGCUGAUGAGGACGUUGCAUGGCAGCUUCAAAACCAACUUGAUGUGGAAGAUUCUCAUGUACAAAUGGGAAUGCAUCACGUGGCGGCUGACAUUAGAAUGAGCAUGUUUAAUUAUGAAAGAGAUUCUUAUAGUGUUCGUGGAAUGGAACAUGGAGGAGAAGGAUGGGGAAAGGGAAGAGGAAGGGGAAGGGGGAGAGGGAGGGGAAGGGGAAGGGGAAGAUCUCAUUAAAUAUAGUUUAACCUCGUUUAUUAUGUUUAUUUACCAUUUUGGUGCUUCAAAUUUGCGAAUCUAUGUAGGAAUUUUCUCUUUGGCCUAGUUGCACUUGCCGCUUGGGUGGUUGAAAAAUAGAAUACAGAAUAUGGUUUCCAUGACCUUUUGAUCUGUAAUUUGUUAUGCCACAAGUACUGGUUUGUUGGUAAAGAACAGAAAAAGAAAGGAGUGUAGAAAAAGGGGGAGAGUCGAAUCAAAAUGGCAAAUCCAUUUUAAUGGAGUGAGUGCAUUUGAAGAAGCUUAA
Molecule: messenger RNA, 1826 nt
Organism: Hevea brasiliensis (rubber tree)
Lineage: Eukaryota; Viridiplantae; Streptophyta; Magnoliopsida; Malpighiales; Euphorbiaceae
Exons: 7
Coding region: 89-1540 (483 amino acids)
Cellular component (GO): nucleus
Source: RefSeq, a predicted model, not a curated record